AUGAUUGGAACCCCAAAGACUCAAGAAGGAGCUAAAGAUCUUGAAGUAGACAUGAAUAAAACACAAGUUACUCCCAGGCUGUGGACCACCUGUCGAGAUGGAGAAGUCCUUCUGAGGCUAUCCAAACAUGGACCGGGCCAUGAGACCCCGAUGACUAUCCCUGAAUUUUUUCGAGAGUCAGUCAACCGAUUUGGAAUUUAUCCAGCCCUUGCAUCCCUGAACGGCAAAAAAUGGGAAGUUCUGAAUUUCAACCAGUACUACGAGGCUUGUCGGAAGGCUGCAAAAUCCUUGAUCAAGCUGGGCUUGGAGCGUUUCCACGGAGUUGGCAUACUGGGGUUCAACUCUGCGGAGUGGUUUAUCACUGCUGUUGGCGCCAUCCUAGCCGGGGGUCUCUGUGUUGGUAUUUAUGCCACCAACUCUGCCGAGGCUUGUCAGUAUGUCAUCACUCAUGCCAAAGUGAACAUCUUGCUGGUUGAGAAUGAUCAACAGUUACAGAAAAUCCUUUCGAUUCCACAGAGCAGCCUGGAGCCCCUAAAAGCCAUCAUCCAGUACAGACUGCCAAUGAAGGAGAACAACAACUUGUACUCUUGGGAUGAUUUCAUGGAACUUGGCGGAAGCAUUGCUGACACCCAACUGGAGCAGGUCAUCGCCAGCCAGAAGGCGAAUCAAUGUGCAGUGCUCAUCUACACUUCUGGGACCACAGGCAUGCCCAAGGGAGUGAUGCUCAGUCAUGACAACAUCACGUGGAUGGCAGGAGCAGUGGCAAAGGACUUUAAACUGACAGAAAAGCAUGAGACGGUGGUCAGCUACCUCCCACUCAGCCACAUUGCAGCACAGAUGUUGGACAUCUGGGUACCCAUAAAGAUUGGGGCGCUCACAUACUUUGCUCAAGCAGAUGCUCUCAAGGGCACCUUGGUAAAUACUCUACGGAAGGUAAAACCCACUAUCUUCAUGGGAGUGCCCCAGAUUUGGGAGAAGAUACAUGAGACAGUGAAGAAAAAGAGUGCCAAGUCCACAGGCUUGAAGAAGAAGGUGUUCGUGUGGGCAAGAAACACUGGCUUCAAGGUCAACUCAAAAAAGAUGUUGGGGAAAUAUAAUACUCCCAUGAGCUACCGCGUGGCUACGACUCUCGUGUUCAGCAAAGUCAAGACGUCCCUUGGCUUGGAUCACUGUCACUCUUUCAUCAGUGGGGCUGUGCCUCUCAACCAAGAGACUGCCGAGUUCUUUCUAAGCUUGGACAUACCUAUAGGCGAGUUGUAUGGGUUGAGUGAAAGCUCGGGACCCCACACAAUAUCCAACCAGAAUAACUACAGGCUUCUAAGCUGUGGUAAGAUCUUGACUGGGUGCAAGAAUAUGCUGUUCCAGCAGAACAAGGAUGGUAUUGGGGAGAUCUGCCUCUGGGGUAGGCACAUCUUCAUGGGCUACCUGGAAAGUGAGACUGAAACUACAGAGGCCAUCGAUGAUGAAGGCUGGCUACAUUCUGGGGAUCUGGGCCAGCUGGACAGUCUGGGAUUCCUCUAUGUCACUGGCCGCAUCAAAGAAAUCCUUAUCACUGCUGGUGGUGAAAACGUGCCCCCCAUUCCCGUUGAGACCUUGGUUAAGAGGAAGAUCCCCAUCAUCAGUAAUGCCAUGUUAGUAGGAGAUAAACUGAAGUUUCUGAGCAUGUUGCUGACGCUGAAGUGUGAGAUGAAUCAGAUGAGCGGAGAACCUCUGGACAAGCUGAACUUGGAGGCCAUCAACUUCUGCCGGGGUCUGGGCAGCCAGGCAUCCACCGUGACUGAGAUUGUGAAGCAGCAAGACCCCCUGGUCUACAAGGCCAUCCAGCAAGGCAUCAAUGCCGUGAACCAGGAAGCCAUGAACAAUGCACAGAAGAUUCAAAAGUGGGUCAUCUUGGAGAAGGACUUUUCCAUCUAUGGUGGAGAGCUAGGUCCAACGAUGAAACUUAAGAGACAUUUUGUAGCCCAGAAAUACAAAAAACAAAUUGAUCUCAUGUACCACUGACUGCUUUGAUGGAGCUGCUGUCAGCUGUUCUGAUG
Messenger RNA from Chlorocebus sabaeus (green monkey), 2036 nucleotides. It is a transcript of the gene ACSBG2, whose product is annotated as acyl-CoA synthetase bubblegum family member 2. Gene Ontology annotation, cellular component: membrane; endoplasmic reticulum. The record is from RefSeq and is a predicted model, not a curated record. NCBI's taxonomy places the organism in Eukaryota, Metazoa, Chordata, Mammalia, Primates, Cercopithecidae. Gene Ontology annotation, molecular function: long-chain fatty acid-CoA ligase activity.